Molecule: messenger RNA, 510 nt
Organism: Pleurotus ostreatus (oyster mushroom)
Lineage: Eukaryota; Fungi; Basidiomycota; Agaricomycetes; Agaricales; Pleurotaceae
Exons: 1
Coding region: 1-510 (169 amino acids)
Molecular function (GO): zinc ion binding; nucleic acid binding
Source: RefSeq, a predicted model, not a curated record
AUGGAUUCUACAUGUCCAUCCAGCGAAGAUGAAGGUGAUCCACGCCUCCGAAAAUCCAUUGAUCUCCCUCGCCAUUGGAAUGACUCCCAGAACGAACCAGGACCGUCGGAUGGAAAUGGCGGCCCUGCGAGACCUGAACUAUCCCAGUUUGAACGCCAACGACUCAUGGCCGAAGGCCGUUGCUUCGUGUGUCGCAAGAGAGGCCACCGUUUCGGAGAUUGCAGGCAGAACGAGCAAGCGGCUCGACAUGCAGAUGUGCCGGCGAAAGAGCUCCGUGUAGCCCAGAACGAUCCUGAUUCCACCACCAGCGACGAAGUGGCGGAAUGCGAUGAUGAUACGACCGAGUCCGGAUCCGAAUCCAGCGGCGACGCCCUAGAGGCCGGUAUGCUGUUCCUUGGUGGCGUGUCGCUCACAAUUGACUCGCCUGAUUUCUACGAGCCCGCCGCGUGCGACUGCUGGACUCGACUUCGCAACACAACUGAGGGGGAGACUAAACUUCUUGUUCUGUAG